AGACUAAGGAGAAUCAGUUCUUGCUGUAGGUAAGGGGAAUGCUGUGUUUAUAAAGCAAAUGACAUGGAAACUGGAUCUUGGAGGAUGAGUUUGUUUUCAAAAGGUACUUGAGAAAUACUCAUCAGAAAAAAGCCGUCUUUGGGCAGUGUCGGGGUCUGCCAUGUGUUGCACCGCUACUGACCACAGUGGAAGAGGCUCCACGGGGCAUCUCUGCUCGAGUCUGGGGACAUUUUCCUAAGUGGCUCAAUGGCUCUCUACUUCGAAUUGGACCUGGGAAAUUCGAGUUUGGGAAGGAUAAGUACAAUCAUUGGUUUGAUGGGAUGGCACUGCUUCACCAGUUCAGGAUGGCAAAGGGCACAGUGACAUACAGGAGCAAGUUUCUACAGAGUGAUACAUAUAAGGCCAACAGUGCUAAAAACCGAAUUGUGAUCUCAGAAUUUGGCACACUGGCUCUCCCGGAUCCAUGCAAGAAUGUUUUUGAACGUUUCAUGUCCAGGUUUGAGCUGCCUGGUAAAGCUGCAGCCAUGACUGACAACACUAAUGUCAACUAUGUGCGGUACAAGGGUGAUUACUACCUCUGCACUGAGACCAACUUUAUGAAUAAAGUGGACAUUGAAACUCUGGAAAAAACAGAAAAGGUAGAUUGGAGCAAAUUUAUUGCUGUGAAUGGAGCAACUGCACAUCCUCAUUACGACCCGGAUGGAACAGCAUACAAUAUGGGGAACUCCUUUGGGCCAUAUGGUUUCUCCUAUAAGGUUAUUCGGGUUCCUCCAGAGAAGGUGGACCUUGGGGAGACAAUCCAUGGAGCCCAGGUGAUAUGUUCUAUUGCUUCUACAGAGAAGGGGAAACCUUCUUACUACCAUAGCUUUGGAAUGACAAGGAACUAUAUAAUUUUCAUUGAACAACCUCUAAAGAUGAACCUGUGGAAAAUUGCCACUUCUAAAAUUCGGGGAAAGGCCUUUUCAGAUGGGAUAAGCUGGGAACCCCAGUGUAAUACGCGGUUUCAUGUGGUGGAUAAAUGCACUGGACAGCUCCUUCCAGGGAGAUACUACAGCAAACCUUUUGUUACAUUUCAUCAAAUCAAUGCCUUUGAGGACCAGGGCUGUGUUAUAAUUGAUUUGUGCUGUCAAGAUAAUGGAAGAACCCUAGAAGUUUACCAGUUACAGAAUCUCAGGAAGGCUGGGGAAGGGCUUGAUCAGGUCUAUAAUUCAGCAGCCAAAUCGUUCCCUCGAAGGUUUGUUUUGCCUUUAAAUGUCAGUUUGAAUGCCCCUGAGGGAGACAACCUGAGUCCAUUGUCCUAUACUUCAGCCAGUGCUGUGAAACAGGCUGAUGGAACGAUCUGGUGCUCUCAUGAAAAUCUACAUCAGGAGGACCUAGAAAAGGAAGGAGGCAUUGAAUUUCCUCAGAUCUACUAUGGUCAAUUCAAUGGCAAAAAGUAUCAUUUCUUUUAUGGCUGUGGCUUUCGGCAUUUGGUGGGAGAUUCUCUGAUCAAGGUUGACGUGGUUUGGAGAGAAGAUGGCUUUUAUCCCUCAGAACCUGUUUUUGUUCCAGCACCAGGAACCAGUGAAGAAGAUGGUGGGAUUAUUCUUUCUGUGGUGAUCACUCCCAACCAGAAUGAAAGCAAUUUUCUCCUAGUUUUGGAUGCCAAGAACUUUGAAGAGCUGGGCCGAGCAGAGGUACCUGUGCAGAUGCCUUAUGGGUUCCAUGGUACCUUCAUACCCAUCUGAUGGGACAACCACAAGGUCUGGAAACUAGGUUUAAAAUAAGUGUGCACUUGGACAUAAAGACUGGAGAAAUAAACACUGAGGACUCCAAAAGGGGGGCAAGGAGGAAGAGGGGCAUGGGUUAAAAAGCUACCUGUUGAAUACUAUGUUCCCUAUUUGGGUGAUGGGUUCGUUAGAAGCCCAAACGUCAGCAUCACACAAUAUACUCAUGUAACAAGCCUGCAUAUGUACCCUAGAAUCUAAAAUAAAAAUAAAAAGAAAAACAAAGCAUGUACUCUAUACAAAAGACAGAGCAUAAAGGGCACUGUACCUCCCAAACCAAUGUCCCAAAUAGACAUUUAGUUUAAAAAUUUCUGUUAAAAACAGAAUUCACUAUUUCCUUGCCACUGUCAAGUCACGCCAUGGCAGAGGCUCGAGUGCAUACGAGCUUUGGUUUUACCCUUAAUACACCAUCAUGGCCAACGGAGGCAUUGCUGCUGGAGGUGUCAUGGCCAUUAACACUACUAUAUAAGAGGUGCUGAAGACCGCCCUCACUCAUGAUGGCCUAGCAUGUGCAAUUUGUGAAGCUGCCAAAGCCUUAGACAAGCACCAAGCCCACCUUUGUCUGCCUGCACCCAACUGCAAUGAGCCUACAUAUGUCAAGUUGCUGGAGGCCCAUGGUGCUGAACACCAACUCACCCUAAUUAAGGUUGAUGACAACAAGAAACCAGGGGAAUGGGUAGGCUUCUGUAAAACUGAGAGGGAAACUCCUGAAAAGUGGUUGGCUGCAGUUGUGCAGCAGUUAAGGACUAUGUCAAAGAAUCUUAGGUCAAGGAUGUCACUGAAGAGUAUUUCAAAUGUAAGAAAUGAACAAAUAAAACUUUGGCACUCAUAUUUCUUAAGAAAAAACACCACAAAGAAUUCAUAAUAUAACUAUGGUUAUAUAUAUAUAUGUGUAUAUAUAUAUAUAUAUAGGCUUUUCCUUGAAAUAAUUAAGAAAGUAUUGAUACAACCUUUUGAAGAGAGUUUUAAAUUUCAUUUAUUGGCUAUAUCUUCCUCUAGGUAAUAAUAAGAAUACAUGAAAGAAAAAAUCA
Messenger RNA from Nomascus leucogenys (northern white-cheeked gibbon), 2797 nucleotides. RefSeq names its product beta-carotene oxygenase 2 (gene BCO2). Lineage: Eukaryota; Metazoa; Chordata; Mammalia; Primates; Hylobatidae. Gene Ontology annotation, biological process: carotene catabolic process; retinal metabolic process. Gene Ontology annotation, molecular function: carotenoid dioxygenase activity; beta-carotene 15,15'-dioxygenase activity. Gene Ontology annotation, cellular component: mitochondrion. The record is from RefSeq and is a predicted model, not a curated record. Bases 321 to 1727 code for a protein of 468 amino acids. The transcript has 12 exons.